AUGGCCUCGACACAAACAGUCGCUGUCUUGGAGCAGGCAUUCUCAGCCGAACAAGUUCUACUUCCAGGCACCGAGGCCUAUAGGAAAGCCAAUGAAAAUUAUCUCUCAGCCUGCCUGAGUGAUUACAGUCCUGCAGCAUUUUUCCAACCCAGGGACCCAGCCGAGGUGGCUAAGUUUCUGCACCUAGCAAGUGAGCAUGACAUCCACUUUGCCAUCCGCGGUGGUGGCCAGCAGCCACUGGAAGCCUGCUCCAAUAUCGACAACGGGGUGACACUGGACUUGAGUCUCAUCAAGGGUGUCGAGCUCAAGGAUGGUAGCGUCUCAGUCGGAGCGGGCGAGCAUUGGCUGGCCGUGUACGAGAAAGUCCAAGCCGCCGGGCUGGCCGUGGGAGGAAGUCGAUCUGGGAAGGGUGGUAUCGGCGGUCUCUCUCUUUCCGGUGGGCUCUCAUUCUUCUCCACCCGCGAAGGCUUCAUCUGCGAUAAUGUCAUCAACUUCGAGGUCAUCACUGCCUCGGGGGAGAUUGUACAAGCCAAUGCCCAUGAGAAUGCAGAUCUUUGGAAGGCGCUCAAGGGUGGCGGUAACAACUUCGGAGUGGUCACUCGCUUUGAUUUGCGCACGUAUCCCCAAAAGCCAUUCUGGAGCGGCAUUGUAUUCUACCUUGCCUCCGAAGCCAAUUAUCCGGGGCAGGUGGAAGCACUUGUCAACGAGGUCACCAAGCCCGACGUCUCAAGUGACACUCAUUUCAUGGUCAAUCUGGGAUACUCGAAGCAGUUCGGCGACAACAUGAUGGGUCUGAAUCAGGUCUACUACACCGGGCAGGAUGCUGCCGAGCUGUAUGGCGCCAAUAACGAGGACACGGGCAAGGCCCGGAUCCCCCCGAUGCUCGAGCCGUUCACCAGCGUCCAACCACAGAUUGAGCAGCUCAACUCCUUCAAAAUUCAAACUCUGGCACAGGGUGCGACUGAGCAUGCCGUCAUGUCGUCUGACCGCGUCCGCUGUUCCUACAUGAAUUGCACACUACGCACAGAUACGGUCGCGCUGCUAUCGGCAGCUGAUAUCUACUCUAAAGCCAUUGAGCCGUUGAAGGACAUUGAGGGUAUAACCCUGUGUCUGACACUGCAGGCUUACCCAAAGUCCCUCUUGAGUAAGACUGCUGAGUUGGGCGGCAAUGUACUUGGUCUACCAUCCCAGGAGCCGCUCGUCACAGUUCUUCUCUUGACUUAUUGGAAGAACAGAGAGGACGACAAAAGGAUCGUGACGACUCUCCAGGAAGCCCUGACGGACAUGGAGAAAGACGCUGAUUCCCGCGGACAGAGGGUACCGUACAUUUACUUGAAUUAUACAUCCAAGUUUCAGGACCCAUUCCCGUCGUACGGUGAAGAGAACAAGAAGUUUCUGCAACAAACCAGCCGCAAAUAUGAUCCAGAAGGACUUUUCCAAAAGAAUGUUCCUGGUGGCUUCAAGCUAUUUUAA
Pestalotiopsis fici W106-1 is the source of this 1473-nucleotide messenger RNA. RefSeq lists its product as uncharacterized. The record is from RefSeq and is a predicted model, not a curated record. Lineage: Eukaryota; Fungi; Ascomycota; Sordariomycetes; Amphisphaeriales; Sporocadaceae. The transcript has a single exon. Gene Ontology annotation, molecular function: FAD binding. Bases 1 to 1473 code for a protein of 490 amino acids.